This is a messenger RNA of Aspergillus pseudonomiae, 582 nucleotides long. RefSeq names its product DNA-directed RNA polymerase III subunit RPC25. The record is from RefSeq and is a predicted model, not a curated record. Gene Ontology annotation, biological process: transcription initiation at RNA polymerase III promoter; DNA-templated transcription. The transcript is spliced from 7 exons. Lineage: Eukaryota; Fungi; Ascomycota; Eurotiomycetes; Eurotiales; Aspergillaceae. Gene Ontology annotation, cellular component: RNA polymerase III complex. The coding region runs from base 1 to 582 and encodes 193 amino acids.
AUGUUCAUUCUUACUACCCUCUCCGAUCUGAUCCAGAUCUCCCCAGAAGACUUCUCGAAGUAUAGCUCUAUCGCUAUCGAGGACAAUAUCAAUGAGAAGUACGCAAAUAAAGUCAUUCAAAAAGUUGGCCUGUGCAUUGGAUUCUACGACUUGUUGGAGUCCUCGGACGGUCUUAUCGGUCAUGGCACUGGUUUAGUCAAUGUGAACGUCAAGUUCCGCCUCAUUGUGUUCCGCCCCUUUAAAGGAGAGAUUAUGUUGGGCAAGAUCUCCAGCGCUACUGAACAUGGUAUUAAAAUUGCUGUAGAGUUUUUCAAUGACAUUCUCGUACCUCCAAACCUUCUUUUGGACGGCGCCAGAUUUGAUUAUGCUGAUCAGGUUUGGAUCUGGGAAAACGAAGACGGCUCCACAUUUUAUUUUGAUAUCGGAGAAGUUGUCCGAUUCCGCGUUGAGAUAGAAGAGUGGCAUGACCAAAUACCCAACGCGCCAGAUCUAGGAGAUGCUGCCGCUCUCGAACGAAAGCCCCCGUAUUCUAUUAUUGGAUCGAUGCAAAUGGCUGGUCUGGGACCUGUCUCUUGGUGGUAA